Molecule: messenger RNA, 960 nt
Organism: Aspergillus melleus
Lineage: Eukaryota; Fungi; Ascomycota; Eurotiomycetes; Eurotiales; Aspergillaceae
Product: MAPEG family protein
Exons: 3
Coding region: 354-812 (152 amino acids)
Cellular component (GO): nuclear envelope; endoplasmic reticulum; membrane
Molecular function (GO): glutathione peroxidase activity; glutathione transferase activity
Source: RefSeq, a predicted model, not a curated record
UCAGAUUCUCUUUCCUACUAUUAGGCAGCACUGUCCACGAACGCAUUUAACUCAACACGAGGCAUUAGUCAAUGUUUGAUCAACUCAGGCACAGCAAAAAGCAUACCUACCGGGCCGCGGAAAGCCCCCGUUCCGACUGGAACUGCUUUCCCCGGAUUCCGAGAACCGUGACGUAAGCGGAGAUCUUUCUCCAUUCAUCUAACAGAACUCCAACUGCGAUUGAUAUAAAUUGCAUUGAUCUCUCUCUUUACUCAUACAUUUACAUAUUCAAAUAUACCUCAAUUGCAAUUGCAGUUUUACAUACAGUCCACCCACCAUCUUAUAUCCUCCACAGCACUGUCACAGCAAUCACAAUGGUUACUACUCUGACCGUCCCCGACAACUACGGCGCUGCCAUUGCCAUCGCCCUCGGUGCCAUCCCUAUCAUGGGCUUCGUUCACGGCAACGUGGUCACCAGUCUUCGGAAGCCGGCCAAGGUGCCGUACCCGCACACUUACGCGACCGUGGAACAAUGCAAGGAGAAUCCCAAAGCCGAACAAUUCAACUGCGCCCAACGCGCCCACUCGAACUUCCUCGAGAACGCAACACAAGCCAUGCUCUUCAUCCUGGUCGCAGGACUGAAAUACCCCCAGCUGGCGACAGGCCUCGGCGCGGCGUGGACGGUCUGCCGCGGUCUCUUCCUCUACGGAUACGUCUACUCGGGUAAACCGCAGGGUCAGGGACGGUACCUGGGGUCGUGGUUCUGGCCCAUUCAGGGUAUUCUCUGGGGAUUGACUGUUUUCGGGGUCGCGAAGGAUUUGAUUUCUUGGUAGAUGUACUUGUCGGGUUGUAGGUAGGUAAAGUUUCGAGGAAAUUACGGCCAAAUGUACAAUAUUACCUAUUAGGAUGGCUGUUUCGGUAGGGCUAAAAUGGUGGCUUUGUUUAUUGUUCAUGUCAUAUGUGGAGUGGUUCCUUCGUUAA